AUAUAUUGUCACGAGAGGGCAAGAUCAUGAAGAUACCCAAACUGAGUCCCAGCGGAAGUGGAGGAUGACGUCACACUACGUCACCUCGCCGGCCGCCUACCCUGGGGCUCGGGAGUAUCACGUGACGUGUAGCAGCCCUGGGAUUGGUGGCGGAACAGUUUGGGAGACAGAGUGGCGGGAAAACACUGGUGAGGGAAGAAAGCUCGCGCGUCGCCGACACUGCCUCCUGUACUUGUAUGUGCCUUUGUGAGCUGGAGCGAGGCGUCAAGAAGCCUUCCGAGGGUCGACAAGAGGCCCGGGGUGCCGAGCUACAGCAUAGGACUACUGUGUAGUGUGAGCAACGGAGAAUAGAGGGCCAGAAGCCGACAAGUGUGUUUUACUAUUCGCCUUCUGAGGGGAGCCAGGGGAGAACACGGAGCGCCGCAGGUGCCUCGAGGUGCCAGUCAUUUAUGAAGUGUAUAAAAGCAGAAACGGGUUUCCAGAAUAUGAUUUUUGCCCAAGAUCUUCCCUUCAGGAUACAAGAUGGCCAGUGAGGAGUGCAUUGGAGGCAAGGUGAUCCCAGUAAGGGUAGCCGUACGGCUGCGGCCUCUGAGCCACAGAGAGGUACGGGAAGGAUGCCAGCAAAGCAUUGAUAUCACCCAUGAUUCCCCACAGGUUGUGGUCAGGGGAACUGACAAAGCCUUCACAUAUGACUAUGCCUAUGCAACAGACUGCACACAGGGCUACGUUUAUGAAACUUCUGUGAAGAAUGUGGUUAAGAAUCUGUUUAAAGGUUACAAUGUAACUGUUUUGGCUUAUGGGCAGACAGGAUCUGGAAAAACCCACACCAUGGGCACAGCUUAUGUCCCUGGGAUAGAGAACUCAGAGGGUGCUGGCAUCAUCCCUCGUGCUGUUCAGGACAUAUUUGAGGGUGUUGCUAGUCAAACUGACAAUGAAUACUUGGUUAAAAUCUCCUUUAUUGAGUUAUAUAAGGAAACUCUCUUUGACCUUCUUGCUGGCAAAAGUAAUAGGGAAGAAUGUGCUGUUGACAUCAGAGAAGAUCCAAGAGGAGGUAUAAAAAUUGUUGGUGUUACUGAGAUACCUGUGACCAGCAUGCAAGAGACCAUGAGAUGUCUGGAACAGGGUGCAUUACAUCGGGCUACAGGGGCCACUGCCAUGAAUGCACACUCAAGCAGAUCACAUGCAAUUUUUUCCAUGCAUGUUGAGCAAAGAAAUAAAAAGAAAGGGGAGAGUGUUGUGUCUGCCAAGUUUCACAUGGUGGACCUGGCUGGCAGUGAGCGUGCCAAGAAGACUGGCGCCACAGGGGAGCGGUUCAGAGAGGGAGUUAACAUAAACCGAGGUCUCCUGGCUCUUGGUAAUGUAAUUUCAGCUCUCUGUGAGGAAGGAGGCAGAGGCCACAUUCCCUACAGAGAUUCCAAACUGACCCGAUUAUUGCAAGAUUCCCUUGGAGGCAAUUCCCACACAGUAAUGGUAGCAUGUGUGUCACCAGCUGACAGUAACCUAGAGGAAUCCCUCAGUACUCUUCGCUAUGCUGACCGUGCUCGCAAGAUUAAAAACAAGCCCAUCAUCAACAGGGAUCCUCAGGCUGCUGAACUGGCUAAGCUGAGGCAGCAGGUCAUGCAGCUGCAGGUUCAGUUGUUAGCUUCCAACAAUGGCAAUGGAGGAACAGUUGUGAGCUCCUCUGAGGAGAUGAAUGCUCUCCUGGAUCGGAACAGAGCAAUGCAGGAGGAGAUAAACCAGCUGACUCGUGCACUGCAGACGGCUCUAGAUGAAAACACCAACAUGGCAGAGAAGGCAAUCAUGGCGGAAAUGUCAAGAGAACGUAUGAAGGUGAAGAUGGAGGAGCUGCUUGCACAGACUGGAGUGACCUACGAGACCUUGAACAAGACUUUAGAUGUGUCUUCCAACCCACAGUUUGAGGAUCACAUCAACCUUGUCAAAGAAUUGCAGGCUAAAAUUAUUGAAUUGCAGAGUGAACAACACCGAGGAGCUAAGGCUAUAAUGGAUCAUGAACUUUCUCGCCACAACAUCUCUACCAACACCUCCAUAAUGCCCCAGUCAGACACCCCUUCCUCCGAUACCCCAUGUAAUGAGGUGCAGCAGGAGGGGAGCAACAUGGAAGAAAUGGCAAAGGAAUUUGGAACAGAAUUUACACUGAGACAAGCCAGGCUAAAUGAAGAGCUGCAGGGUUUGAAUAGAGCACUGGCAAUGAAAGAGGAAUUGAUGAACAAGAUGGCUGUCAAUGAUACACAGUUUGUGGCUAUGAGAGAACAGCAUGAAAAAGAAAAGAAGCAGCUUGAGGUCCAUAUUGACCUCCUCUGUAAGGAAAGAGAUGAACUUAUGCAGCAGCUGAAGGUGGCUGCUCAUGGUUCAGCUUCUAGCAAGGUGUCAGAACAACGACGAAAGAAAGUCCAAGAGCUAGAGGCACAGAUUGCAGAUCUUAAACAGAAACAGAAGGAGCAGGUGAAACUUAUACGCAUGAAGGAACAAUCAGAACAAAAGGUCAACAAACUGAACUCAGAGAUCCAGGCUAUGAAGGCAACCAGAGUGAAACUCAUCCGCCAAAUGAAAGAGGACAGUGAAAAAUUUAGACAAUGGAAGGCUCAGAAAGACAGAGAGGUUGCAAGGCUGAAGGAGGCUGAUCGUCAGAAACAAUACCAAAUUGUGAAGAUGGAACGACUUCACUCCAAAAAGCAAAAUGUUCUCCGCCGGAAAAUGGAAGAAGCCAUUGCUAUCAACAAAAGGCUUAAAGAUGCCAUGGCUCUGCAAAAGGCAGGAUCUGAAAAGAGGGCAGCUUCUAAAGACCUUGGAGGCACUGAGAAUCGUAUCAAGUCAUGGUUGGAUGGGGAGCUGGAGGUAGUGUCUGUUAAGAAGCAAGCCAAACAGUCCUUGGAGGUUCUGAUUGAGGAUCGCAAGUCCAUUUCUCAAGAAAUAAGCAAAACCGAGAAGGAAAUAAGUAGAAGCAAUCCUUCUUCAUCAAAAAUGAGUGAGCUGAAAAAGAAACUGGCCGACUUGGAGAGCUGUCUUCAGUUGAGAACAGCUCAGAUCAGUGAUCUUCAGGCCAAGUUUGUGGAUGAUGAUGAAGAUGGUUCAAACAAAAAGAGGUUUGAGUCUAUGCAAAGCAUGCUUGAAGCUAAAUGUGCCAUGAACUACUUAUUCCGAGUGGCAACAAACCAUCAGAUGAGUAAGAUAACACAGGAGGAAGACAUGAAGGAUCUGCAGACCCAGUAUGAUGAACUGGCCCAGUCAUUGGAUGCAAGUGAGGCACACUUGAAGAAGUUGAAGGAAACUCAUCGAGAAGAGCUGACAAGGAUGGAGAGAGAACAUGAAGAGAAAGUGCUUUUCCUUCUUGGACAGAUGUCAAAGACAAAGUCACAGGACUCUGGCAUGGCCACUGAACAUCAAGAUGAAACACUCAAGGAAAAACUUAAAUUCCAAGAAGAAGAAAUUGCACGUCUGUCACACCUUCAUGAACUACUUCAGGAUAAGACCAAGGAGUGUGCAGAGCUAAGGAAACAACUGAUCCAUUCCCCAACCACUCAUCUGAUGCCACCAUUAAUUGGGAAUUCAGAGCAAGGUCGACGUCGUACGUUCAUAAAGACCAAACCUAGCGAUGUGAAGGUAAAGGAACCCUUGCCAUACUUCUCAGAAACAGAUUCAGAAUCUGAGGAUGAUAAUGAAAUAAGCCAGAAGCAAGACCCUGAUUGGAGAAAAACGCCUCUCUUCAGGAAAAUCAAAUCUAUCACGCAAGGUACGAGUAAUAGUUCUGAAGGGGAAACCAAGAAAACGACAGGAAAGAGAAAUUCAGACGGAGAACUAAAGUGCAAGUGUAGAGGAGACUGCUCCACAAAGAAGUGUUCCUGUUGCAGAAAUGAGAACACUUGCAAUAUUAAGUGCAACUGUGAUAUUCUUAAGUGCAAGAACAGAACAGCAAUUGAAUCUAGUUCUUCAGAGUGCAAUAAUGAGACCCCUCUGAACUCCACCUUUGACAUCACAACAAUGCCACUGAAAGAGAAUAUGGCAAAAAGACCAAGGAUAGAGAAAAUAUCAUCUUUAUUUGAUAACUCUGGGGAGUCAACGAGCGAAAAUAUUCCCACUUUUGAAAGUGGGGGAACUGUCCUUGGCUCACCAGAAAUGUUUUAAACUAAUGUCAAGUUGAUAUUUGUAUGACAAAUAUGUAACAAAUAAGUAACAGGGUCUCUUGUGUAGCCAAGCAUGAUAUUGUUGAUCUCUGUGAGUGAUUGCUUCUUGUACCAUCUGUCUUCUGGAAUCUAGAGUAUAGUAAUUUAUUUCCCUUCAGUAAUGCUGUUUUUAGUAAUUUGGAUAACUUUUAUGGAAAUUGCAGUUUUAAGUAAUUUGGAUAACUUUUUUAAAUAAGUUCCCAACACCUAACACUUUUACAAAACAUCUUCAUAAAAUAUUGCAAAUUAUAUUCCUUACCAAGUUUAUUUAUUUAUGUAUUUAUUUUUAUUGUUAUUAUUUUAUUUAUUUAUUUUAUUUUAUUUUAUUUUAUUUAUUUUUUAUUUAUUUAUUUAUUAUUUAAUUAUUUAUUUUUUUAUUUAUUUAUUUUAUUUUAUUUAUUUUUUAUUUAUUCAUUUAUUAUUUGUUUAUCUGUUCAUUAUUAUUAUUAUUAUUAUUAUUAUUAUUAUUAUUAUUAUUAUUUAUUUAUUUAUUUAUUUAUUUAUUUUAUUUUAUUUUAUUUUUAUUUUUUUUUUUUCAUCCACAGAAUAAUCUAAUUAAUUAUGGAAGUCAUUCUCCUUUGGAAUGUGACAGUGUUCAGUGUUAAGGUCUUAUUUCUUUACUUCCAUUCUUUCCAUUAGGUUAAAAAAUAAUCUCUUAAAUACUUGUAUGUGAAAAUGACUUUCAAAUUUGGUAGGUAAUGGUUCUUUCAUACAACUGGCCUUCUCAGACAUUGGGUAAAUUUCAAGAAAAAAAGAAAAAAAAAAAAAGCAUGCUGCAAAAAAGAAUGAAAGUCAUGAUUUGUAUGUAUGUUGUAUGUACUGUGUCUUGCUGCUCAUGGAUCUUUGGGAUUUUAAAUAUUUUCCACAUGUUACUCUGAUAUUUUUUGUAUCAGUAAUUUUAUUGAGCCUUGUAGACACCAUAAGAAAAAUUUGCCUUGGUAGGGAGCUUUUUUCACACAGGAUAUUAGUAUCCUGGGUGAGAUUUAGCUUCUCAACUCCCUAAUAUCUUUUAAAUACAGUUCUUGACUAAUCAGACUAUCUUUUACAUAUUAACAAACCCAGAUAUAAGUUAUUUUAAUUUAAUGCAGUGAACAUGAAAUAAAGUAUUUUUUAAUAAUAAUAA
This is a messenger RNA of Scylla paramamosain (green mud crab), 5304 nucleotides long. Its product is annotated as chromosome-associated kinesin KIF4A-like. The record is from RefSeq and is a predicted model, not a curated record. The coding region runs from base 523 to 4143 and encodes 1206 amino acids. Gene Ontology annotation, biological process: spindle elongation; mitotic spindle organization; microtubule-based movement. Gene Ontology annotation, cellular component: microtubule associated complex. NCBI's taxonomy places the organism in Eukaryota, Metazoa, Arthropoda, Malacostraca, Decapoda, Portunidae. Gene Ontology annotation, molecular function: ATP binding; microtubule motor activity; microtubule binding. The transcript has 27 exons.